AUGAUCGCGAAUAAAAUUAUUUUAAUAUCUUUGAUAGCCCUAGUGGCAAAUUCGAAAGCACUUGGUCUGAAUUUAGGUGCUAGAAAAAAGUCGGCUCCUCGUCAAUGGACUGUCACAGUUGAGCUGGAAGAACCCCUUAAGUCAUAUGAAAAAGUUGGUAUAACUGGUGAUGCUCCCUUCCUCGGAUCAUGGUCAACAAGCAGAACUAUCAUGCUGGAGAAAACUGAUUCGCCAACAAAGUGGAGGGGAAGUAUUCCAAUUCCAACCAAUUUCACAUCUUCAAUAAUGUAUCGAUACUAUAUUGGAGUGGCGAAUUCCACUGGCGGUGAACUGCGGAUUCACAAAUGGGAAACUCAUUUGGAUGGUAGAACUGUCAAUUUUAAAUCAGGUAAAAGCCUCAAGACCAUAGAUCAAUUUGGUUAUGUUAGAGGAGAUGUGAAAAGAGUACACCAAGGAUGGUUGAAUAGUGGCAGAAUAGUGCAGUUCAAUAUCUUCAAUGAUCCUUUAAAGCUUAAAAGAUCAUAUGGUAAUCGAAAGAUUUUCAUAAAGAUAACUCCUGUGGGCUACAAUUCGAGUGCAGAGAAAAAACUUCAAAACUAUAAUGAGUCUCUUGGACUUGCUCACAUUGAAUAUGUUCGCGUAGAAUACGGAAACAGUAAGAUUCGUGUUCAACCAGAUGAUGGAGUUUUAUAUUUACCCUAUGGCCAUAUAAUCUUCCACAUUACGACAGGCGAUUUGGACAGCAUCGCAUUUAACUUCACAGUAUCUGCGGCAAAUGAAGACCACCCUGAGAGGAAGGACAUCAUUGGCUAUGAAUACAUCUAUCCUGAGAGUAUUAAUACUACAAACGGCAUGACUAACGUAGAUAUAAUGUCUCCACUAAACCGCAAGAAUUCCCUUGGAUCUAUUCAACUUGGCACUUUAAUGGUCACACCUCUGCCUAAGCCUUUGAACUUCAAGAAUGCGUUUAAAAAUUACUGGCCAAAGAGCUGGAAAAACUUAGAUGUACUUCAUCGUGGAGUUGGAAAAAGUUUUAACACAGAAGGAAAUGCAGCUCCAGUUACAGAAAAUACAGUAGCAACGAUGAAGCAAGCAUUUGCUGAAGGUGCUGACAUGGUAGAGUGUGAUGUUCAGAUGACAAAAGAUAAACAACUAAUUAUCUAUCAUGAGUUAGUCGUAUACACGGCUAAGGAAGGAGUGCAACCAACAAAACAAGAAGACCUUAAUAAAGUGUUUAUACAAACUUUAACUUAUGAAGAACUAAAGAACCUUCAGACCUACCAUUUUGUCAAUGAAGUGUUAAUUAAAUAUCCAUCUCAUAAUGAAGAAACUAAUGAAGAUAAACGUCUAUUUCCACUAUUCGAAGAUUUACUCACCAAAGUCAAUCAAAAUCUUAGUUACGAUAUCGAAGUAAAGCCUCCACAUGAUCCCAAUACCGAUAAGAACGAGUACGCGGACAUACUUCUAGAUGUAAUAUUUCGUAAAGGCUGUGGUCGCUUGAGUAUCUUCUCAAGUAUUGAUAUUCAUUUAGUUACUUUAUUGCAAUUUAAACAAAAUAUGCAUCCAAUUAUGAUUAUUGGAUAUGGUCAACCUGUUGAUUUUGGAGAUCCACGUUGGACUAAUUAUAAAAAUUUGAUAAGUGGUGCACAGGGAAUGGAAUGGCUUGGAAUUUGUCCACAUGCUAACUUUUUCGUGAACGGCAGAGGUGAUUUAAUAAAAUUAGCAACGGAUGUGGGAGUGGAAAUUAUUCUUUGGGGUACGCCUGAAAAGAAGGAAGAGGUGGAUUAUUUUAAACAAUUUAAACCAACUGGUGUGAUGUAUGGCAGCGGUGAUAAAAUAAUUCCGGAUUCGAAGACGAAGAAUUUCUUUGAGCAGCAACAAAAUAUGCCUGAAUAUUAUAAAAAGCAUUGCGCUUGUAGAAAUGUCACAGAUGAGUAUGUUAAUUGGGAAAAUGAAAGUUCAAAUUCUUAG
Molecule: messenger RNA, 1971 nt
Organism: Episyrphus balteatus (marmalade hoverfly)
Lineage: Eukaryota; Metazoa; Arthropoda; Insecta; Diptera; Syrphidae
Product: glycerophosphocholine phosphodiesterase GPCPD1-like
Exons: 1
Coding region: 1-1971 (656 amino acids)
Biological process (GO): glycerophospholipid catabolic process
Molecular function (GO): starch binding; glycerophosphocholine phosphodiesterase activity
Source: RefSeq, a predicted model, not a curated record